GGCGGGUCAGGAAGUGGGGGCGCGGCGGCCGGGAGCGGGCCCGGGGCGGCCGAGGGGUUGGGCGACGCGGAGGGAGGGAGACUCCGGGCCGCUCGGGAGCCGGAGGGGCGCCCCGGCCUCCGCGGAGACGAUGGCGGAGGAAGAAGGACCAACUGUAGAACUGCGCCAAAGAAAAAAGCCAAAGUCUUCAGAAAAUAAGGAAUCUGCCAAAGAAGAGAAAAUCAAUGACACUCCAGUUCCUGAAAGAGCUCCAAAAUAUGUAUUAUUUCAACGCUUUGCAAAGAUUUUCAUUGGCUGUCUUGCAGCACUUACUAGUGGUAUGAUGUAUGCUCUCUACUUAUCAGCAUACCAUGAACGGAAAUUCUGGUUUUCCAGCAAACAGGAGCUUGAACGGGAGAUCACAUUUCAGGGUGAUAGUGCCAUUUAUUACUCCUAUUAUAAAGAUAUGUUAAAGGCGCCUUCAUUUGAAAGAGGUGUUUACGAACUGACACACAAUAACAAAACUGUAUCUCUGAAGACUAUAAAUGCAGUGCAGCAAAUGUCUCUAUAUCCAGAACUUAUCACCAGUGUUUUAUAUCAAGCAACUGGAAGCAAUGAGAUUAUGGAGCCAGUGUAUUUUUAUAUUAGCAUUGUUUUUGGAUUGCAAGGAAUAUAUGUUAUUGCUUUAUUUGUUACAAGUUGGCUUAUGAGUGGAACAUGGCUAGCAGGAAUGCUUACUGUUGCGUGGUUCAUUAUUAACAGGGUAGAUACAACAAGAAUUGAAUACUCCAUUCCUUUAAGAGAAAACUGGGCACUACCAUAUUUUGCAUGUCAAGUUGCUGCACUUACAGGCUACUUAAAAAGCAACUUACAUGCUAAUGUACAGAGGUUUUGCUACGUGUUGAUCAAUGUUUCAACAUACACAUUUAUGAUGAUGUGGGAGUACAGCCACUAUCUCCUGUUUCUUCAAGCAAUCUCUCUGUUCCUGCUAGAUAUCUUUUCACUGGAGCAAAAUGACAAGGUUUAUGAAGUUUACAAAAUCUAUAUAUUUUCUCUCUUUCUGGGAUAUUUACUGCAAUUUGAGAAUCCAGCUUUAUUAGUAUCUCCUUUAUUAAGUUUAGUAGCAGCCUUAAUGCUUGCUAAGUGCCUUCAGCUGAAUGUGAAGAAAGGAACUUUUGUAGCUAAAAUAAUGAAAGUAAUUAAUUUUUACUUGGUGUGUACUCUGACAGUGACAUUGAAUAUCAUAAUGAAGAUAUUUGUCCCACACAAAGAAAAUGGGCACAUGCUGAAAUUCCUUGAAGUAAAAUUUGGACUAAAUAUGACUAAGAAUUUUACAAUGAAUUGGCUUCUCUGUCAAGAAUCCCUGCAAGCACCAUCUCAAGAUUUUUUUUUGCGAUUGACUCAGUCUUCUUUAUUACCUUUCUAUAUUUUAGUAUUAGUUAUUUGUUUUCUUUCUAUGAUGCAAGUUAUUUUUAGGAGAAUUAAUGGUAAGUCCCUGAAAGAAACUGUUACUCUUGAGGAUGGACGAAUUGGAGAAAGGCCAGAAAUAAUUUAUCACGUAAUUCACACUAUUUUAUUGGGUUCUCUUGCAAUGGUUAUAGAAGGCUUGAAAUACAUCUGGAUUCCUUAUGUAUGCAUGUUAGCAGCAUUUGGUGUAUGUUCUCCUGAACUUUGGAUGACACUUUUCAAAUGGCUUCGAUUAAGAACUGUACACCCAGUAUUGUUGGCACUUAUUCUGAGCAUGGCUGUGCCUACUAUUAUAGGUCUCAGUUUAUGGAAAGAGUUUUUUCCAAGAUUAAUGACAGAAUUAACGGAACUACAGGAAUUCUAUGACCCAGAUACAGUGGAACUUAUGACCUGGAUAAAAAGGCAAGCUCCAGUUGCAGCUGUGUUUGCAGGGAGUCCACAGUUAAUGGGUGCAAUUAAAUUAUGCACUGGAUGGAUGGUGACAAGCUUGCCUCUUUAUAAUGAUGAUGAUCUUCUCAAGAGAAAUGAAAAUAUCUACCAAAUCUAUUCAAAACGAUCUGCUGAGGAUAUUUAUAAAAUACUGACAUCCUACAAAGCUAAUUACCUAAUUGUGGAGGAUGCUAUCUGCAAUGAGGUGGGAACCAUGAGAGGCUGUAGGGUUAAAGAUUUAUUAGACAUUGCAAAUGGCCAUGUGGUUUGUGAAGAAGGUGACAAGUUAACCUACUCAAAAUAUGGGCGAUUUUGUCAUGAGGUCAAAAUUAACUAUUCUCCAUAUGUGAAUUAUUUCACUAGAGUAUACUGGAACAGAUCCUACUUUGUAUAUAAAAUCAACACUGUGAUAUCCUUCCAGUCUUGAAAAAUAACAAAGCCUUCAUUUCAAAAACUUACACUACCUGAAGUAAAAUGCGAUUUUCUUCUGCUUACAUGGUGUCUUUUAUAGAUCAGCAUAUGGACGUUUGAAAUGUUGCUGCUGCUUUUCCCCUCCUGCUGUUAACUGGAUCCAUAGUUCUGUGGGAAAUAUUAGAAGAUCAAGCAUUACUGUCUUUUGGUAAAAUGUCAAAUCUGUCAUCUUCAGUAUUUCAGACAAGUGUCUUCCUUACUAUUACAUGGUCUUUAAAAGGUUUUACCUAUUGCAACAUUUCCCCCAUAAAUCUUCAUUCUGUCAUAAUACUGAUCUUGAAUUUGAAUAUGUUCA
Messenger RNA from Propithecus coquereli (Coquerel's sifaka), 2641 nucleotides. It is a transcript of the gene DPY19L4, whose product is annotated as dpy-19-like 4 (C. elegans). The transcript is spliced from 19 exons. Gene Ontology annotation, cellular component: nuclear inner membrane. The coding region runs from base 131 to 2302 and encodes 723 amino acids. Gene Ontology annotation, molecular function: mannosyltransferase activity. NCBI's taxonomy places the organism in Eukaryota, Metazoa, Chordata, Mammalia, Primates, Indriidae. The record is from RefSeq and is a predicted model, not a curated record.